Molecule: messenger RNA, 657 nt
Organism: Acanthosepion pharaonis
Lineage: Eukaryota; Metazoa; Mollusca; Cephalopoda; Sepiida; Sepiidae
Source: the annotation of a GenBank genome assembly
AUGUGUCAUAGGGCGAUUGUAAUUAAAAUAGGCCCGGCCUUUUGCGUUCAAGGAAAUCUCCAGCAGACCGUGAAAAGAGUAAAGAGAAAUUUCUAUUUACAUAAUCUCACUCAGUGCCAGGGCUUACCUACUAAUCUUAACCUACCUACCUACCUUCUUACCUGCCUGCCUACCUACCUACCUAUCUAUCUAUCUAUCUAUCUAUCUAUCUAUCUAUCUAUCUAUCCUUUUGUCUGUUUUCUUUUCAAUCUACUUAUGCAUUCAUAUCACUCUUUUCAUGUGUUCUUGUUUUCCUAUCUAUCUAUCUAUCUAUCUAUCUAUCUAUCUAUCUAUCUAUCUAUCUAUGCAUCAUUGUCAGUAUUUUCAUGUAUUCUUGUUUUCCUAUCUAUCUAUCUAUCUAUCUAUCUAUCUAUCUAUCUAUCUAUCUAUCUAUCUAUCUAUUCUUUCUUUUUUUCUAUACAAGGCACAGGGGCCUCCCGAGUUAUUGGAACUCUCUCUCUCUCCCUCUCUUUCUCUCUCUCUCCCUCUCUCUCUCCCUCUCUCUCUUUCUCUAUCUCCCUCUCUCUCUUUCUCUCUCCCUCUCUCUCUCUCUCUCUCUCUCUCUCUCUCUCUCUCUCUAUAUAUAUAUAUAUAGAGAGAGAGAGAGAGAGAGAGUGA